Messenger RNA from Phialemonium atrogriseum, 1118 nucleotides. Its product is annotated as micos subunit MIC26. Gene Ontology annotation, biological process: cristae formation. The record is from RefSeq and is a predicted model, not a curated record. The transcript is spliced from 3 exons. Gene Ontology annotation, cellular component: mitochondrial crista junction; MICOS complex. Bases 81 to 881 code for a protein of 266 amino acids. Lineage: Eukaryota; Fungi; Ascomycota; Sordariomycetes; Cephalothecales; Cephalothecaceae.
GCGACGUCGAGAGCCAUCAUCAGACAACUACCCCCCGUCCGCCCUCCAUUCUUUCCAAACAAUCGCCCCCUGAGACGACAAUGGCUGCAAGAGUGCUGCUGCAACGGCGCGCCGUGGCCCCGUUGACGGCGACCCUGCUGGCAGGAGGCAUUGUGCUCUACCCAUCAGUAGCACACGCCGAGGCUCCAACAGACUAUCGGUCCAAGAAGCCCAUCUACGACUACGACGACCUCGACGCCGCCCCCGCCAAGUCCAACCCAUCAGCGCCACCAGCAUCACCCGAAGACGGGGUCCUCGCCCACGUCCUCCCCCCCCCCGCCCCAGCAGCGACAGCAGCAGCAGGCCCCGCCCCCUCCCACCGCCGCCCGACACCGACGGACCGCCUUGCGGCGCAGAUCCGCGUGGCCCGGCUCUUCCUACACGGGCAGGCCAGCCGGGCCGAGGACGCGGUCAACGCGGCCAUGGACCGGGCCUUUGACCUGGAGCGGUCGUUCACGGGCACUGUCGCGUCUCUGGCGCCGCCGCGCGAGUCGGGCGAGCGCCUUGUCCCAGGGCUCGUGUACGUGCUCGUCGCCGCCAUGGCCGGCACCGUGGUGUCGCGCCGCCGCGGGGUCGUCGUCCGCGCCGCCGCGCCCCUGGCCCUCGGCCUCGGCGCCGCGUGGGUCGUCCUGCCGGUCACCAUGGGCAAUGUGUCGGAGCUUGCGUGGCGGUACGAGCAGCGCUUCCCUGCCGUGGCGGACGCGCAUAAGCGGGCGCGGGAGGGCGUAGAGACGGGCGUGCGCUUUGUCAAGGUCCAUGCCGAUCUUGCCGUGCGGAAGGUGGACGAGACGGUCGUCGAUGCGAGGGAGACGGUGGAGGGGUGGGUUAGGAAGGGGAAAUAGAGUGGAAUUUCGGAUAGGGAAGAUGGGAAAGGAGUUGAAAAAAUAAAUGAGCCUCUCCAUCUUGCCCCUCCUGUUUGGCACGAGGGAGCGCAGUGUCAUGGCGAAGCAUGUAUCAUACUGGCGCCGACUAUAGAGGAAUUUUCUAUGUGGACAGCCAAUGCAACAACAGAUUUAAAUCCCAGCGAAGCCGGGGCUGCAUCACAGCUACUUUGACCUCGCAAAUAAAGUCGUAGAGGG